Apiotrichum porosum is the source of this 1431-nucleotide messenger RNA. RefSeq lists its product as uncharacterized. Bases 1 to 1431 code for a protein of 476 amino acids. Gene Ontology annotation, molecular function: transaminase activity; pyridoxal phosphate binding. The transcript has 8 exons. NCBI's taxonomy places the organism in Eukaryota, Fungi, Basidiomycota, Tremellomycetes, Trichosporonales, Trichosporonaceae. The record is from RefSeq and is a predicted model, not a curated record. Gene Ontology annotation, cellular component: cytosol.
AUGACCAUCACUGUCCAGUCCCCCAAGCUCGGUUACGAGGUCCCCACCAAGGCUGUGGACCCCCGCACCAAGCCGACAAUGUACCGUAUGCCCGGUGUCCCCCCAAAGGCUGUUGCGACCCACAACGUGUACAUCGAAUUCGACAAUGGGGACCGCAUCAUUGACGGAAUGGGUGGCGCCGCCGUCAACAUCAUUGGUUUUGGACAGGAAUCCGUUAUCAAGGCCAUGAAGGAGGAGAUGGACCGCUGCGGCUUUAUCUACGCCGGCCAGUACUCGAACGCGGCCGCCGAGGACCUUGCCGAAUUCCUGAUCAGCAAGAGCGAGGGCUACUUCUCUGGCGUAAACUUCGUUGGCGGUGGCUCCGAGGCUAUCGAAUCGGCUCUCAAGCUCGCCAAGCAGUACUUCUGGGAGAAGGGAGACACUGUCAAGCGUCGGUUCAUCGGUCGUCAGAUGAGCUACCACGGCAACACCAUUGCGACGCUUUCGAUCGGCUACCACCCGAUCAAGCGCAGGCCAUUUGCUUCCUUUGUCAACGAGGACGUCUUCUCCUGGGUAUCACCCGCCCACUACUUCCACUAUGGACGUGAGGGAGAGACCGAGGAAGAGUACGCCACUCGUCUUGCAGAUGAGCUUGAGGCGGAGAUCCUGCGCCUUGGUCCCGAGACUGUUGCGGGGUUCGUUGCCGAGCCAAUGGUCGCUUCGUCGCAGGGCGCCACCUGCGCCCCCAAGACAUACUGGCCCAAGAUCCGCGCCGUUUGUGACAAGUACGAUGUUCUUCUUAUCAUGGACGAGGUCAUGUCGGGAAUGUGGCGCACGGGACGCAUGUACACUUUUCCUCGAAUCUGCGAGGGCGUGCAGCCUGACAUUCUCGGCUGCGCCAAGGGCCUGGGUGCUGGAUACGUACCAAUUGGAGCUAUUAUGGCUGCCCCCAAGAUCAUGGACGCGAUUCACAACGGCAGUGGCGCCUGGAACCACGGGUUCACCUACACUUCUUUCGGCGUUUCGGCUGCUGGCGCGCUCGCGGUCCAGAAGUACAUGUACGACAACAACGUCGAGGAGAGGAUCUAUGCUCUCGAGAAGCAGAUGGGCACUACCCUCAAGGCCCGCCUGCUGGGCCCUGACUCGGGCCUCGACGGAUUCGUCAUUGACGUCCGUGGAGUCGGUCUGAUGUGGGCCAUCGAGGUCAAGGCGCCAGGACAGAAGGACAUGAAGAAGCGCAUUGCCCACCGCAUGAUGCAGCGCGCCCUGGAGAACGGUCUUAUGGUUCUGGGAAUGGCCGGUCUCCGCGCAGACAACGACGGCGACUGCAUCAUGCUGUGCCCUCCUGCCGUGUUGACCGAGGCCCAGAUGGACACCAUUUGCGAUCUUGCGGUCAAGACUGUCAAGGACAUCCGGGCCGAGCUGCAGGCAGAGGGCGUGUUCGAUGCUUGA